Nicotiana tabacum (common tobacco) is the source of this 1536-nucleotide messenger RNA. Lineage: Eukaryota; Viridiplantae; Streptophyta; Magnoliopsida; Solanales; Solanaceae. The record is from RefSeq and is a predicted model, not a curated record.
AUGCACGAUUUUAUCAUGGCUGAGGAUUGUAAGUUAUGGGAUAUCAUAUGCGAUGGUCCUUAUGUUCCAACCAGAGUACUACAGGAACUCCCAUUUUCAAUGGCAAAAACCAACAAAGAGUACACUGAAGUAGACAACAUAGCUGUGGAGAAGAAUUUUCAUACCAAAAACAUUCUAGUAUAUGGAAUAGGACCUGAAGAGUACAAUAGAAUCUCCACCUGUGACACUGCCAAGGAGAUAUGUGAAGCUUUGCAAACAGCUCAUGAGAGAACUACACAAGUAAAACAGUCUAAGAUUGACAUGCUCACUACCGAGUAUGAACUCUUCAAAAUGAGGGACGGCGAAUCCAUUCAAGAUAUGCAUACGAGAUUCACUUCUAUCAUAAAUGAGUUACACUCCGUUGAUGAAAUCAUUCUCAGAAACAAGCUAGAGCUGACCGUAGAAGAGCUGAUCGGAAACUUGAAGACCCAUGAGUUAAAGAAAAAGAUAAAUAGUGAAAAAAGAGAACCAAAAAGGGAAAAGAACCUGGUACUUAAAGAUGAUUACAAUGAUUCAAGUGAGGAAGACAGUGACAUGGCUUACCUAACCAAAAGAUUUCAGAAGAUGAAAGAAUUCUCCAAGAACCAUCAUGAGAAAACAACUAAGACGAACCCGGUUCCUGUCAAGGACUUCAAGAGAAAAAGAUCUGUUGACAAUAUGAUGAGACAAUCUCUUGCAGCAUGGGGGGAUUCAUCUAGUGAGUCUGAAGAUGAACCUGAUACUGGUGAUAGUUCCAUGAUGGCAGUUGAAGAUGAUGUAUUAAUCACUGGUUUUCAUAGUCUUGUGGAGGAUAGGGAUUCUUUGACCUUAGAAUUAGGAGAAUCUGAACAAACUAGAGACGACUUAGUGGUUGCAGUUACUGACCAUAAGAAAACCGUUGAAACCCUCAGAAAAGAAAAAAGUGAUAUGUUGGCAGAAAUUGCAGACCUAAGGGAAACAAUAGUUAAACCAUGGACUAAGUCAAAACCUGAAAGUUCUAGAAAGGGAAAGGAGAUAGCAAGUGAGGAACACAUUAGGCUUGAAAGUGAGGUGAAAGCUAUGAGAUUUAGGAUGUGUGCUGAAAUUGAGAAAAACGAGCUUUUCCAAACUAAUCUGGAAAGAGUAAAUGAUGAUCUUGAAAAGUCCCUAAAGUGGACCUGGGAGCAGGGUUCCAAAGGGAGAAAACUCCCCCACAACCCUCAUAGUAAGUACGUCACUAUCUCUGAUAACUGGCCUUAUACCCGAUGUGGGAACACUAAGGGCUUCAAUGAAGAUGUCCAGGCUAAGAAUCAAUCAGUUCAGAAAAACAAAGUGUUUGCUGAAACGAGUGCUGAGGAAGAUCAAGAUGAAGGACCCUCAUUAGUUCCUGGUGAAAUCAUUAACAUGAUAAAUGGAAAGGCAGAUAUGAUGAGUCAAGUAAAGGAGCCAAAUGAAGAAAACGCUGCUUCAUCUUCAACAAAACCAAGCACUUCAAUUAAAACCACUGAAGUUGAAGAAAGAGUGGUUGAUGCAGUUUAG